AUGCUGCUUCAUGCUCCGAAGAAUACGUCCCUCCUCUUCUCUGCGCCCUCGCCGCCCUCUCCGGGGAGCCGCCGCGGCAGAGGAACGGAGCGCCCGCCUGUAGCGCCCAGAGCGGCGGCGGCGGGCACGGCCCGAGGGAUCAAGUGUCAGGCUCAGCCCUGCCCCGCGCCUGGGGAGCCGCCAGGAGCGGCGCUGCAGCUCCGGACACCCCGCGACGUGCGCCGCCCGGACGCCCGGAGAGCCGCAGCCGCCGCCGCCUCCCCGGUACAAACUAUCAGUGAACAAGACAUUACAAAACAAGUGGGUGAUUGUUUAUGCUAAUGAACAGAUUUUCUUACUGUCGGCGUAUUCUUGGACCAAAAGCCAGGGAUAUGGAAAGAGAGGAGAGUGCUCAUUCUGUCUGCUCUCACGACUGCUGCAACACAGCCCACCAAGCCACAUGGCAUCAUACAUCAGGCACUAUUCAUAUUUAUUCCUGAUACAGCUUUUGACCUUUCCCAAGAAUCCUGUUAAAGUUUGUGUCAGGUUAGAUGCUUUCAGGUUGCUCCACUUCUGUAUAUCCAUCCACUCCUUCCACUAACCUGAUGGAAGUCUCAGCCUUCUUUUUUUUCCCAAACUGAGUCCUCCAUGGCCAGGUCAAUUUGCACACAGGCUUUGGAAACAUAAAACUGUGUGUCAUUCACCUGACAAUGUUCUUAUAAAGCAAAUAGACAUAAACGUUUUAAAUGCUUUAAAUGUAACAGUUUAUUCAAAGUUAAUGGGACAUACUGGCAGUCAUUUUACUCAUUCAGCAAAUAUUCAUAGAGCACCUACUGUGUGCCAGUACCUAUGCUCCGUGGUAGUUAUACAAGAGUGAUAAGAAAUUGUUUCUGCCCUCAAGGAGUCUGAUCUAAAUAUCCUUUAGAAAAUGCCAACUUAUUUUCGUAAGUCAUGUAAAAU
Aethalodelphis obliquidens (Pacific white-sided dolphin) is the source of this 939-nucleotide messenger RNA. Its product is annotated as atherin-like. The coding region runs from base 1 to 321 and encodes 106 amino acids. The record is from RefSeq and is a predicted model, not a curated record. The transcript has 3 exons. NCBI's taxonomy places the organism in Eukaryota, Metazoa, Chordata, Mammalia, Artiodactyla, Delphinidae.